Messenger RNA from Brachypodium distachyon (stiff brome), 2335 nucleotides. Its product is annotated as putative pentatricopeptide repeat-containing protein At1g26500. The record is from RefSeq and is a predicted model, not a curated record. Gene Ontology annotation, molecular function: protein binding. The transcript has 2 exons. Lineage: Eukaryota; Viridiplantae; Streptophyta; Magnoliopsida; Poales; Poaceae. Bases 40 to 1758 code for a protein of 572 amino acids.
UGUAAAAUAGUUUGGUCCGGGUUAAAUUGUUUCUUCACGAUGUCUAUUUUGUUAAAAUGGACUCCCAUCAAGGCCGAGGAGGCUUUGCACCAUCAGAUGGGCCCGAACUCCAAACCGUUGCGCAGCACUCGCCCUGAUGCGCCUUCAGUCACCGCCGCCCCUUCAGUCACCGCCGCGACCCGCUCGACAACCUCCAUGCCGCUGCCGCUGCCGCCGCGCCUCCUCUUCCGCCGCCUCCUCUCCACCGCCGUUGCGUCUACCUCUCCCUCUCUGGAAGCCGCAGCCCCGGGGCCCACCGACCCGGCGCUGCUCGUGCGCCUCUGCACGAUCCUCUACCAGCACCAGCACGCCCCGGACGCCGCCCUGCAGCGCCGCCUCUCCGCCCUCCCCAUCCCUGCCGCCCCCGCCGACCUCCGCGAGCUCUUCCUCCAGGCUACCGCACGGUUCCCUCUCUCCUGGCGCCCCGUUCACCGCCUCCUCGCGCACCUCACCGCGCAACACGGGUUCGCGCACUCCCCCGCCACCGCCGCCCGCUUCCUCGAUGUCCUCGCCAAGUCCAGCAACUUCGACCUGCUGCACUCCACGCUGCUCGCCCUCCCGCCCGGGCUCCUCUCCGCCGCGGCCCUCCGCGCCGCCAUCCGCGGCCUCGCCCCCGCCCGCGAGGUCGGCAAGGUCUCCGCCCUCCUCGCCCUCUUCCCCGAGGCACAACGCUCCCGCGUUCUCGAGUUCAUCACCGACGUCGUUUGCUCCGUCUGCAAGCUCCCCGACGUGGCAGAGAAGGUGAUCAAGCAAGCCGAGCACCGGCACAGCAUUGCACGUAACGGCAGGUGCUGCGAGCUGCUGGUCGUCGCGUACUGCCGCGCGGGGAUGUUCGCCGACGCGUGCAGUGUGUGGAACGGGAUGGAGAAGCGCGGGAUUGAGCCGGGCGGCGCGGCUUACGAGGAGAUCGUGGUGACGCUGUUCAAGAACAAUCGCUUCGCUGACGCCAUGAAGGUGUUCGACGGAAUGCGGAAGAGAGGGUUGUCGGCCCGCGGUGGCGGCACAUGCUACCACGCGGUUGUUUCGUGGCUAUGCAAGGAAGGACGGACCUGGUGCGCAUUCAUGGUGUUCGCUGAAAUGUUGAAGAUAGGGGUGGAGGUGGACGGGGAGGUGCUGGGCGAUUUGGUGUAUGGGCUCUUGUCGAGGAGGAGGGCGAGGGAAGGGUACAGGGUUUUUCAUGGUGUCAAGGAGAAGGAUAUUGCACUGUACCAUGGGUUGAUGAAGGGGUUGCUGAGGAUCAAGCGAGCUCGGGAGGCAACAGAAGUGUUCAGGGAGAUGGUUGCUAGGGGGUGCGAGCCAAACAUGCACACCUACAUCAUGUUGCUUCAGGGGCACUUGGGGAAGAGGGGCAGGAAGGGCAGGGAUCCAUUGGUAAAUUUUGAGAGCAUCUUCGUUGGUGGGUUGGUGAAGGCUGGGAGGACAUUGGAGGCGACUAAGUUUGUGGAGAGGACGAUGUGGGGUGGAGUGGAUGUGCCGAGGUUUGACUAUAAUAAGUUCUUGCACUACUUCUCGAAUGAGGAGGGAGUACCGAUGUUUGAGGAAGUCGGAAGGAGGCUGAGGGAAGUGGGGCUGGUUGAUCUUGGGGACAUCCUUCUGAUCUAUGGUGAGCGGAUGGCCACAAGAGAUAGGAGGAGGGAAGCAAUGAGAGGACGUUUGACAGAGGUUCAAGGUUAUAGCUGCUUAUCAUCAUCUCAGGAGUCAGAAGCUAGGAGCCUGUGAUGUGUCCUUUCAUUUAAGAUGCAAAUACAGUAUAGUUUGGAGGAACAGAGAAAAGAUUGUUUGAUUCCUUGGGUGUGGUAAAUGCAGAGGUGGAAAAAGGUGACCCUAAGGAUACCUAAGGUGAGGGGCAAGUUGAGCAUGACAACUGAAGUAGACUCCACGUUGUGAGACCUCUUUUUCCACAGAUGCACAGAAGAUCUGUGUAAAUAAGGAACUAACUUUCUGGGAUAAGGUUGCGGACACCCAGUGCUCCGGCUCUGCUCCAGGAGUGUGCCUCAUCCUGGGUGAUCUAGACCAGACAGGGGACUGAGGGUUGCUCCCCAUUGAAGAUGCAGGCAUUCCAGUGUUUCCAGGGCCACCACACAGUGAGCAUGGUAAGGGAAGCAAAGCCCUCCUUACGAUGUUGCUGGAUGUCCCAUGGAACCAGGACUACACUGGUAGGAAAUCUCAAUCAUUAAGGGUCAAGGGUGUACAUCCAAUAUGGCUUUUAUAUCUAGCAAUCUUUGUAAUUUUCUCUGGUUCUGAAUUUCAGAUGCUUCUUCCAAACAGAAUAUACAAAUGAGUAGUCUUCCUUCUA